Molecule: messenger RNA, 372 nt
Organism: Aspergillus caelatus
Lineage: Eukaryota; Fungi; Ascomycota; Eurotiomycetes; Eurotiales; Aspergillaceae
Exons: 1
Coding region: 1-372 (123 amino acids)
Source: RefSeq, a predicted model, not a curated record
AUGAAAUAUGUGAAAGAAAAUGGGACACUGGACCUGCGCUACAACGUAACGAGGGAUGAGAAGCAAGGGUUAAUGCCAGGCGUGUUCCUCCUCGAGGUCAACCCCCACCCACCUAGAUAUUAUGGCCUCAUGUCUAUUGCGUGGACUUACGGGGUCGACUACUUUGCUCUCCAUGUGCUCUAUGCACUGGGGGACGAAGCCCGCAUGCAAGCUCUAUCCCAGCCAUGUAUGCGGGGACCGCAGCAUGACGGUGUACUCAUGUUAGUUAUCCCGGAGCGUGGGGGGAUUCUCACUUCAGCUAACCCGGCAGAGAAGUUCAGGGACGAGUAUCCAAAAGUCAUGGACGACAUCCUCUUGCGGCGAGAAGCAUGA